Molecule: messenger RNA, 542 nt
Organism: Dictyostelium purpureum
Lineage: Eukaryota; Evosea; Eumycetozoa; Dictyosteliales; Dictyosteliaceae
Exons: 2
Coding region: 69-530 (153 amino acids)
Biological process (GO): cell redox homeostasis; cellular response to oxidative stress
Cellular component (GO): cytoplasm
Molecular function (GO): thioredoxin peroxidase activity
Source: RefSeq, a predicted model, not a curated record
UAUUAAUAAAAAUAAAAAUAAAAUUAUUUAAUUAUUAAAUAUAAAUACAAUAAAUAUAAAUAAAAAAAAUGACAAAAUUAAAUAUUGGAGACCAAGCACCAGAAUUUACUUUUCCAAACCAAGAUGGUAAAGAUAUAUCAUUAAGUCAAUUCGAAGGUAAACCAAUUGUAUUAUAUUUUUAUCCAAAAGAUGAUAGCCCAGUAUGCACAAAAGAAGCUUGUGAAUUCAGAGAUAAAUAUCAAAAGUUUAUAGAAGCUGGCGCAGAUGUUAUUGGUGUUAGUCAAGAUGAUACUAAAAGCCAUUAUAAGUUUACAUCUAAAUACAGUUUACCAUUCACAUUACUUUCAGAUAAAGGAGGUAAAUUGGCUAAAUUAUAUGGUGUUGGUAAAACCGCAUUUAUUUUACCAGGUAGAACAACAUUUAUUUUAGACAAAAACCACAAAAUUGCAUUAAUUCAUUCAAGCCAAUUUAAUUCGCACUCCCAUAUCGAAGAGUCUUUAAAAGUUAUAGAAAGUUUAAAAAAUAAAUAAAAUAAAAUAAAA